Molecule: messenger RNA, 2370 nt
Organism: Clarias gariepinus (North African catfish)
Lineage: Eukaryota; Metazoa; Chordata; Actinopteri; Siluriformes; Clariidae
Gene: vamp1b
Product: vesicle associated membrane protein 1b
Exons: 5
Coding region: 467-847 (126 amino acids)
Biological process (GO): SNARE complex assembly; vesicle-mediated transport; vesicle fusion
Cellular component (GO): SNARE complex; plasma membrane
Molecular function (GO): SNAP receptor activity; syntaxin binding
Source: RefSeq, a predicted model, not a curated record
ACUGAGAGGAAAGUCCUGCGCUAGUCCAAAAGCCUCAGACACUCACACACACACACAUCUAGGAGCAAGAAGAAGAAGAAGAAGACGGGGUACCUCAGAAGUCGAAACAGCUAAGACGCGUAUGGUUCAUUUCGUGCUGACUCACAUCUCUUUAAUUCCGAACACAUCCUGUGUGUGUGUGUGUGCGCGCGCGUGUGCGUUGACACGCCGUUGUGGGUGAAUUAUAGUAGCUCGUAAUGCGUCACUCGGGCUGAUGCGCGCGCUGCAGCACUGAGCUGCGUUGGUCAUCGCGCGGCGUCCCGUCCCAGCUCCAGUCCCGCUCCAGUCCCAGCUCGAGUCCAGCUCUCUCACCGCACCGCUCCGGUGGACUCUUAUCAUCUCUUCCUCCACUCCGCUGCUAUCGCGCUGACUUAAAACCCCUCACAUCUCCCUCCUUUUCCUUCAAGGCGAAAGCGCUGCAGAGAGCAUGUCAGCGCCAGCUCCAGAUGCUGCAGCUCCUGCAGGAGCUCCCGGAGCGCCUGGUGCUCCCGGGGCAGAAGGAGCACCAGGCCCUCCUGCCCCUCCUCCCAACACCAGCAGCAAUCGUCGACUACAGCAGACACAGGCGCAGGUGGAAGAGGUUGUUGAUAUUAUGCGUGUGAAUGUGGAUAAAGUCUUGGAGCGGGACCAGAAACUGUCAGAGCUGGACGAUAGGGCUGAUGCAUUGCAGGCUGGAGCCUCUCAGUUUGAGAGCUGUGCUGCCAAGCUGAAGAACAAGUACUGGUGGAAGAACUGUAAGAUGAUGAUUAUGAUGGGUAUUAUUGGAGUCAUAGUGGUCGGAAUAAUCUUCUUGUAUUUCUUCUCAUGAGCUCACCCAGCUGACAUACAUAAGAAAACCAGUUAAUGGAGGCAGAAGAACAAAAAAGCAUUAUGAAAAGCCCACUCAUAAAGUCCAUGCCUCAUCCUCUUCCUUUUCUCUUUUUACUAUCAAGGUCUCUCAUUCCAGCCAUCUGCUACUUUUCAAUGUGACACUAGUCAUCAGAGUCACAAGCGUCCUGUUCUCCCUUAAUCUGCUAUGCUGUUCAUUGAUUUUUCAUUAUGAUUUUCUCUAGCUUGCUGUUUUAGAAACUCUGAGAUUCUACACAAACCCAUGCAUGCAUGCAGAUGGACAUAGACCAUGCAUGUUUGUGUGAUUAGUUCGAGAAAGGGUGGGAUGCUGUGAACUGCUGUUGCAAGGGUGUGACAGGGAAUGUAGGAGAAUGUGCAUAAAAAGAGGGAUGAAGAAAUCAAAGACAUGAAGGCCACACUCCCCUUUCUACUUCUAAGGCCAAAGUGUCCUCAGCUGACUUUUUAAAGUCUUUGGGAAUUUCUCAGAUCUAUAAAUCAGCAUAUAUACAACUUGUUCUUUCCUACUGUCAUAAUGUUUAUAGCUAUCACCCUACCUGCUUGUAUCUAUUAGUGUCAACAUAAGAUACAUGAGAAGAAAUUUAACCUACUUUUAUUGUGUAUGUGUAAUUGUUGUUGCAAGCAUUGCCUAUAGAAACCAUUUUUCUCAGAUAUAAUUAGAAAUAUUCCAUUCAUUUGUUUGCUGUAUAACAAAUAAGCAGGCAGACAAUAGAAAUAAAAAGGGAGAUGUGAAGAGGGAUGUAAGGGGGAAAAUGUUGGGACAGUCAUGCGCACACAUGCAAAUACACAGAAACACACACACACACACACACACACACACACACACAAGGCAUGGAUAUAUACACAUUGCAGACUUAUACUGUAUGUCAGCUAAAAGACAAAUCAGUAAUUCCUAACAAAACAAAACAAAAAAAAUUUUACAUAUAAACUGACUUACACAAACCAAACCACACAUGUCAAUCAGGCCAACAUUCAUCAGGCCAGUAUUAUCCAUUAUUUGUGUCUAAGGACUUGCAUGGAAGAAUGGACACAUUGUAAGAAUCAUCAUAUCUCUUACUGCCUAAUGUGUACAGGCCAAAUAGGACCAUGUCAUCGCUUCCAUGAAAUCUCUUCAGUGUAAAAAACAUAAGAUCUGUGAGCCUGCCAAAACAUACAAUGACCUGCUACAUUUCUGAGAAAAUGUAAUGAGGAAAAAAAACAAGUUGUUUGACUUGCCAUGUAGUACGCUAUUUUAAAUCAAAUGUCCUUAAUAUACAUAAAUUUUAUUAUUUUUCUAUGCAGUGCAAAUGCAAGAGCUUUCGGUUUCCAUUUCGCUGGUGGAUUUAAAGAGAUUGUAUGGCGCAUUCUUAAAUGUAAAUGCCAUUUAUAAAAAGUUUAUCACUGACUAAUAAUAAAGCAGAUAACUUAUGACUAUUUAGAGAAUUUAGAAGCAUGCCUAUUUGCUCUAACCCCUUUGCGGAUGCCAAUAAAGAAAUUUAAAAAGCA